Molecule: messenger RNA, 3012 nt
Organism: Arthroderma uncinatum
Lineage: Eukaryota; Fungi; Ascomycota; Eurotiomycetes; Onygenales; Arthrodermataceae
Product: DNA mismatch repair protein
Exons: 2
Coding region: 1-3012 (1003 amino acids)
Biological process (GO): mismatch repair
Cellular component (GO): mismatch repair complex
Molecular function (GO): ATP-dependent DNA damage sensor activity; ATP binding; ATP hydrolysis activity
Source: RefSeq, a predicted model, not a curated record
AUGGACGCGGGCGUUCCUGUCAUUCGUGUAUUGCCCCCGGAGGUUGCGGGGCAGAUCAGAUCUUCCUCUGUUGUGACAAAUUUGAACGGAGUGAUCCUUGAACUCCUUAAGAACUCCCUUGAUGCCAAUGCAUUCACAGUGACAAUAAACGUCGAUUUUCAAAAGGGAACCUGCUCAGUGGAAGAUGACGGACAAGGGAUACCACCAACUGAGUUCAGUGAAAAUGGUGGUCUCGGGAAGUUGCACUACACGUCAAAGUUCUACGUUCCAAACGAAGUCUAUGGCCGCAAAGGCAUAUUUCUUUCGUCUUUGAUAUCCAUGGCCUUGGUGACUAUUACUUCCCGUAAUGGAUCAUUCCAGUCGACAAAUUCUAUCAUAUUCCGCCAUUCAAAACCUAUCUCAAGGCUUUGCCCAGCGCCAAUUUACCAUGGGCUCUUGCAUCCUCAGCAUGGCACGAGAGUUACAGUUAAUGAUCUUUUCAGUAAUCUCCCGGUCCGGGCCAAGCGCCGGGCACAGGAGCUUCGAAGAAAUGAAGACGUCGACCGAGAGUGGAAUGACUUGAAAAGGGCGUUGACUGGUCUUUUGCUUGCAUUCCAAACUCCGGUUAAGCUAUCCGUAGUCGAUGCGUCUAAAUCCCGAAAGCUCGUUUUUCGGGGCCAGCCUCAGGCCCCUCUCAGCCGCCAACAGAUACUAAAGGACGAAGGCCAGCGGUUAUUUGACCUGGAGCGUGUUCGAUCAAUCCUUGGGCAGGCGGGAUAUAUCGCUCCAUGCGACUUCCCGUUAUGGGUUGCUACAUCAGCUAGAAGUUCUGAUAUCCUAGUAGAAGCAGCUAUAUCUCUACAACCAAGCCCGACAAAGCAAGUGCAAUUUAUCUCAUCAGGAAUCAACCCUGUCUACUCACGUGGGGACGCCAAUCUUUUAUUUAGUGAAAUAAACCAGCUAUUCGCCUUAUCCAACUUUGGGGUUGAAGAUUCUUUCAAAGGAGUUAGCGGUGACAUCGAAGGGAAACCCAUAGGGGACAUGAAAGCUUCAUCUGAUUCUCCGGACAGAAAGCCCAGGCCCAGAUCCAAGGGUGUUAAUAAAUGGCCCAUGUUCUAUCUACGAAUUACAACAGAUCGGGCAAACCCGGCCUACAAUCUAGACUCUGAAUUCUCCAACCCUAGAGUAUCCAUCCAGAAGGUUCUCAGAGUUAUCAGUGCAAUGAUUCGCCAGUUCUUAGAUCAAUACCAUUUCUCCCCUCGACGAACGCAACGCCCUAAAAGGAAUAGACAAGAAUCUUCGCUUACGUCUGAAAAUGAGCAACAGGAACGAUGUCAGACUAAACGCUUACAUCAGGAGGACCGUUGCGUCAGAACAGGCACUUCUAGCCCACCGAUAAUAUCAAAGAGCGCAGCUGCCACGAUCAGCCCACUGGUUUCAAAGACACUACCAUUUAGAAAUUUCGGUGUUUGGUCAAGGGUGAAGAGCGGAAGUGGUAGAGCCUAUCAUGAUAUCUGUGCAGGUUUACCAAGAGGGAAAUCUCAACCCACCUGUCAGACAGAUAGCAUGUUAGGUGGUGCGCAGCCUUCACGGCCCUCAUCCGCUGCCGCCAACCCAAUGAAUAUAGGGCCGGGUGGUUUCCAAACCCCAUUCGAUAUCCCAAAUACGCCUAAGGUGAUAGGAGUUAACUCUGGGCAUGAACACGAUAUAUUCGACGAAACACAAGAUCCGACAGAUGAAAUAGUGCCUUGGACCGACCCUCUCACAAAAAGGGUUAUAUAUAUAAACAAACGCACUGGUCAAACUGUCACGGCGAAGAACUCGAAGUACAUCAAACGGAUUUCUCGUUCCGCCUCAACGCCUCAAACCAUUAAAGAUAUCCAGUCGUUAAACUGCGAAGGCAAAGGUCAAAUACAAACGGAAAAUUCUGAGUGGCUUGACUCGUUCCUCGAAACAUGGAAGAAUCCUACCUUCCCUUCGCCCGAACUUCCCAUUCCAUCCACAGUAUCUAGGGCAGGUAGUGCGGAAACAUGGCGUGCCGGUGCUAUUGUUGAUACGCAUUGUCUCAGUUGCGAGGGCCUCCAAAAUGGCGCUUUAACCGGGUUGAUAGGCGGAUUCGACGGCAGGCUUAGCAAAGAUGCCCUCUCAAAAGCGAAGGUUAUUGCCCAAGUCGAUAAUAAGUUCAUACUACUCAGUACGUUUCUUAAGCGCGACGAGCAACAGGACGAGGAGGUAUUGGUGCUGGUAGACCAGCAUGCUGCAGAUGAGAGAUGCCGUGUCGAGGAAUUAUUUGCCGGAUUAUGCGGCUUAUCGGCCUCACAUGUUGUCGAUACUACCACGUUUGCAAAGCCCAUGACCUUCAGACUCUCGACGCAGGAGGCAAAACUAUUCGAGACUCGUUCGGGUUAUUUUGCGUCUUGGGGAUGCCGCUAUGAAGUCCUGAGGGAGGCAGAGGGGCGUUACCACCUUGUGAUAAAUAGCCUGCCAACUCUUAUCGCAGAGCGAUGCAGGAUGGAGCCUAAACUUGCCAUUGAUAUGCUGCGCUCAGAAAUCUGGGAACAAACAGACAUAGCAAAAGGUCCAGCGAAACUAGUCUUGGAUGAUACAAAAGAUACGGACCAGAGGCCUUCUGAAAAGGGGUCUUCUGCAAAGGCCUGGGGGGAGGCAAAGUCCCGUCACUAUUGGUUGGAGCGUGUCGGGAGCUGCCCGAGGAAGAUGGCCGACCUUAUAGUCUCACGCUCAUGUAGGUCAGCGAUCAUGUUCAAUGACACGCUGUCUAUCAUGGAGUGUGAAAGCUUAGUCGCUAAGCUUGCAAAUUGUGCAUUCCCAUUUCAGUGUGCCCAUGGGAGGCCGUCGAUGAUACCAAUCAUAAAUUUAGGAACCAGGAUUUCAUUUGACUCGACAUGCAAUCCUUCUCAAUUGAGCUCAUCUUUUGAUGAUGCGCGCGGAACAAACCCGCCUGAUGGCCGGCAAGCAGAGCCCUGCUCGGAUUUUGUCACUGCCUUCAACAAGUGGCAGAAUGGCCCUCCAUAA